This is a messenger RNA of Lipotes vexillifer (Yangtze River dolphin), 681 nucleotides long. The record is from RefSeq and is a predicted model, not a curated record. Lineage: Eukaryota; Metazoa; Chordata; Mammalia; Artiodactyla; Lipotidae.
AUGUUCAUCGAUGAAAAUUCCCAGGAAGUUCCAGCUGCCUCUCGACCUAUCUCUGAAGUAUUAAUAAAAAACCUUAGUAAGUUGACUCUCAAUCCUAGUACCAAAUUGCCUUCCGUUCUACCAGAAUAUCCACUUCAACAGAGUGGACAGAGACUUGAAAAAGGUACAGUGCCAGAGUUGUGGGUUUCUGUUUUAUUCAGGGACCUUUCUGAGGACUAUAGCCUGGGAAAUAGCGCCUCAGCUCUGAGGUUAUGCGCCUACGAGGUUCGAGUCCCAGCCACAUGGAUUCAAGUCCCAAUGUGGGAAUUGGCGGGAUUCGAGUCCCGGCACGUGGGUUCAAGUCCCAGUCUGAGGUGCACGGUUUCAGCUGGCAACCACGAAGGGACAGUGAUAAGAGACGACCCAAAUGGAAGCCAGCUUUUCUGGGUCAAUCUGGCCCUGGCAGACCACAAGGCCCACGGGUACCCAUACAAGGCCAGUUUACCCUGUGUGGACAAAAGGGGCACUGGCGGGAGGAUUGUGAUCCAUGUGUCCUUUGCAAACAGCCAGGUCACUGGAAGAGGGAAUGCCCCAGAUGCCAGAGAGCAAUGGGGGCCCCUCGGCCAUUGGUGGUUUUGCAAUCAGAAGACUGAAGGGACCCCAGGCCAAAAGUGGCUCUGCCUAGAGAUACCAUCUACAUAA